AUGUUUUCUCGCAGCUGGAGGCAUUUGUCUCGGCGAUAUUCACAAGCUACUACUUUUAGAACAAAUGAGAAUUCACCUGCUCAACACAAUGAAAAACAAGAGGGUUUGUUCUACACCAUGAAACCUGAACUGUGUAAACAACUCUUCAGUCACGGUGGAUUUCCAAAAAGUUUUAUGCAACAGACUAAGACCUUCACAGAGACUGCAGUUAUGGUGCGACAGCCUGCAUUGGACCUGAUCUCUUGCAUAAGAGCCAGUGAUUUGAAUCAGCCAGCUAUAAGAUAUGUUCUCUAUGGUGAAAAAGGGUCAGGCAAGUCUCUGACAUUGGCUCACGUCCUACAUUACGCCCAUGAAGAUGGUUACCUUAUUGUGCACGUACCUUGGGUUUCGGAGUGGUUGAGACGAGUGCCGCGCCAUAAAGAGAUGUCCAAUUCUCAGACCCACGAGGGUUUCGUCGACCUGCCUCUCGACGCAGCCGCCUGGCUUAUACACUUCAAGAGUCAGAAUCAGACAUUACUGAAAUCCGAAAAUUUGAAGGUGUCUAAAGAGUAUGUGUGGAGUAAACGCGAGAAGACUGAAGCUGGUUCUCCAUUACAUAUGUUGGUCGAACACGGAAUAAAUCGCGUCAAGUACGCUUGUGACGUCGUGGACGUACUCAUUGAUGAGAUCAAGAUGCUGUCCAGUAAUAAACAAUGCAAAACAUUUGUGGCGAUCGACGGUUUCAACAGUUUCUUCUACCCGUUGACGCGACUCAAUACUCCCACCAAAAAGACGGUGAAACCUGAUGAAGUUACACUUACUACAUCCUUUCUGAAACUGACACUUAACGACUGGGCGAAUGGUGUUAUAGUAGUAACUGCAGACCAGUUAGCAGUUCCCGAUGACCAUCAAGAAAGUUUCCUUCCAAGAUACUUACUGUACAAAAAGGGCUUUGACCACUUAGACCCAUUUGUGCCAAUUGAAGUAGGCAAAUAUAAUGAAAAAGAGUUCCAAAGCUGUGUGGGAUACUACAGAGACCGGCUGUGGCUGAGAGGACCUCCCGAAGUUGAGACAGAAUUAAAGUUCACCAGUGCAUGCAACCCCUACAGGUUUAUGGAACAGUGUGCACCAUUGUAA
This is a messenger RNA of Spodoptera littoralis (African cotton leafworm), 1116 nucleotides long. The record is from the annotation of a GenBank genome assembly. NCBI's taxonomy places the organism in Eukaryota, Metazoa, Arthropoda, Insecta, Lepidoptera, Noctuidae.